AUGUCGUGGCCAGUAUACUAUACGGCAGCAGCCGUGCUACUGUUUCUACUUGUUGCUCAGAAAGCAAGGGCCGUGUUCAUAGCUGCUCGCUCUCCACUUUCCAAGAUCCCCGGACCAUGGUAUGCAUCAUGGACUACCAUGCAUCUACGAUAUGGCUUUGCAACAGGCAAGGUCUGGAAACUCGCAGAAUCUUCUCACAAGAAAUACGGAUCAAUCGUCCGCCUCGGCCCACGCCAGGUUUGGAUAUCAGACAAGGAAAGCAUGAAGAAGAUUCUUGUCUCUGUCGACUUGCCCAAAGUAGCUAUGUACGCUGAGAUCUCGCGUGACCGAUAUAAUCCAGGCUUGUUUGGUGAAAUUCGACCAGAACCUCACCGCAGACUAAAGAAGUUUCUCUCCCCCGCAUUCACAGUUGCCUACAUCGACAAACUCGAGGUGCUAUUCGACCAAUGUGUGCGAGAUCUCCUACAGAAAUACCAGUCAGCCUUAGACGAGGCCAAGACAGAGGAUGUGAAGCGUCCAGCUAUCGAAACUGAUUUCAUGGAGGAUUUGCACAACGUUGCUCUCGACAUUAUGGGCGAGUGCUCCUUUGGCAAAGGCUUCGGGCAAACAAAUCCAAAGAAAGAAGCAGUCAUCGGCGUUGAAGAAAAGAUCUGGAAGUCCAUUCCCAGAGCCAUCUUUGAUGGCCUUGCCAAACGCUACCAAAAUGUCUACUUCAAGCGCUUCUUCCGUGCCUUCGGUAUCAACGUCGAAAUGGACUGGCCUGCUCAGAUGAUCGUCGCCAUUGACAAGCUUGUCCAACGACGGAAGGACGUCGACGUUGAGAAGAAAAGACCAGAUCUUUUGCAACAUCUUAUUGACGAAGGCAAGAACCCUAGCAAUGAGACGAAAAUGUCUACCCGCCAGAUUGUGGACCAGAUGUCCGAGAUUCUGCUUGCCGGGUCUGAGACCACAUCUGGAACCAUCGCCUGUCUCUUCCUCGAGAUCGCUCGCAACCCGGAGGUCAAGAAGAAGUUGUUGGCCAGUCUCCCAGUCCGAAACAUUCACGAUCCGAUUAUCGACAGCAGAGAGAUCAGAAACGCUCACACCUAUCGGUAUCUAAAUGCGUGUAUCAAGGAGAACUUGAGACUGCAUCCCAUUGCGAGUGAGAUGGGCCGCAGAACCGGUAAAGAAUGGGUAACGUUGAUGGGCUACGACUUGCCACCGCAUACUGUCGUGAGCGCAAGCUAUAGAGAGCUGCACAGAAAUGGAGAGUUUUGGCCACAGCCAUUGAGAUUCUGGCCUGAGCGAUGGCUUGAGGGAGAUGAGAUGGAGGGUGCGCCGGAGCCGGACAUGGCAGCAUACUAUCCAUUCUCUGGAGGUAAACACUCUUGCAUUGGCAUCAACUUUGCUUGGGCUGAGAUGCGCAUGGUGGCUGCAAACUUCCUGUCCAGAUUUGACAUCGAUGAGGUUCCAGGCCAGGAUAUAGACUUCAGACAGUUUAUCACCAUGCAAUUCGCAACUGGAAACUGGAAGACCAUCAUCAGACAGAGAUCUGAGGAUAAUUAG
Messenger RNA from Cadophora gregata, 1545 nucleotides. RefSeq lists its product as uncharacterized. The record is from RefSeq and is a predicted model, not a curated record. The transcript is spliced from 7 exons. Bases 1 to 1545 code for a protein of 514 amino acids. Gene Ontology annotation, molecular function: iron ion binding; heme binding; monooxygenase activity. NCBI's taxonomy places the organism in Eukaryota, Fungi, Ascomycota, Leotiomycetes, Helotiales, Ploettnerulaceae.